Plasmodium gonderi is the source of this 4503-nucleotide messenger RNA. Its product is annotated as kinesin motor domain containing protein. Gene Ontology annotation, molecular function: ATP binding; microtubule binding; microtubule motor activity. The transcript has a single exon. The record is from RefSeq and is a predicted model, not a curated record. NCBI's taxonomy places the organism in Eukaryota, Apicomplexa, Aconoidasida, Haemosporida, Plasmodiidae. Gene Ontology annotation, biological process: microtubule-based movement. Bases 1 to 4503 code for a protein of 1500 amino acids.
AUGGUUUCACGUGUAAACAAGAACGGCCAAAAUAACAACACCAGAUCUUGCUCAAAUGAGAGGAGCGCUAGCAAGGGAAAUAAAAUGGGUAAAUCGAAAGAUCCUCACAGAGAUUGCCUGAAGGACAUCUAUCAAUGGUACAUCGACAAUAACAUCGAAGAGAAAAAAAAAAAAAACAAAGACAUAGAAAAUAACAAAGAUAGUUACUUUGAAGAUGCAGAGGUGAAAAAAAACGUAGAGGAAUACAUAAGUGUGGUAUGCAGAAUCAAAAAUGGUGGAAACGAAAAAGAUGGUGCGAUAAAUGGCGAAAAUAAUGAAGCCGAUAAUGUAAUAAGAAAAGUGUCUAAAAACAAAUUAGUCAUUGAUACUUUUCAAAUGGGAAACAAAAGUAGUCUUAAUUUUGAAUACACAUAUGAUCGAGUGUACGAUCUAGAAAAUAAUAACCAAAUGAUAUUUAACGAUUAUAUAAAAAACAAUAUAAAAAAUAUAUUUCAAGGAAUUAAUUGUAGUAUAUUAGCAUAUGGUCAAACAAAUAGUGGGAAAACAUAUACUAUGCUAGGAAAUUUUCAUUUUUUAAAUAAGUUAUUUCAUCUGUGUAAAGAAAAUGAAAGUAAUAAAAUAGAUUUACCUAUUCCUAAUGAUAUAGCUAUUACAUAUGAAGAGCUAACUAAUUGUAUAACAAAUGAACCCAAUUAUGUAGGUUUAAUUCCUCAUUGCAUAAAUUAUAUUUUUAAUUAUAUAAAUCAUCAUAAAAAUGAAAAUCCAUUACCAAAUGGAAGAAAAGAGUUUGUAGUUACUAUGUCUAUACUAGAAAUAUAUAACGAAAUUAUAUACGACUUGAUAAGUGGAGAAAGUAACUUAUCUGUACAUAUGAUUGACUCUAAUAAAAACGAAUUUGUUAUUAAAAAUUUAAAAGAAGUUGAAAUUGAGAAUGUCAUUAAUGCUCUUCACUAUUUAGAAGAAGGGGUUAAUAAUAGAAAAAUUGCAUUCACGCAUAUGAACAAAGCUUCCUCCAGAUCUCACUUAAUUUUUAUUAUUAAAAUAAAUAGGUACAUUCGCGCAACGAACACGGUUAGAUGUGGCAAGCUAUGUCUCGUCGAUUUAGCUGGAAGCGAGAGACUCAAGCAAACAAAAGCAACCGGUUCUGUGAAAAUUGAAACCACCAUGAUUAACAAAAGUCUAACUGUCCUUAGUAAAGUCAUUAAUGCCUUGGCGAUCAUGCAAAUCAAGGAAAAAAUGGACAAAGCCAAAAAGGCGGAAAAAGUGGAAAUAGUGGAAAAAGUGGAAAAAAUGGACAAAAUGGACAGAAAUGAGGGCGAAAAAAACAGGGAACAGGAGGAACAUCCUUCUGAUGCUCCAAACGAUGAAGAGUCACUCGAAGAACACUUGUGUCCAGGAGGAAACAAACAAAGCGUCUUAGAUUCAGAUGAGAAAACAAAAGACCAAGGAACAACAGGAGGAACGGCUUCAAAUGUACAUAUCCCUUAUCGAGAUUCUAAAUUAACUAGAGUAUUGUCAGACAGCUUAGGAAACAAUUGUAAGAGUAUUCUUAUAUGCACUCUAUCACCUAAAUUGCAAUAUCUGAACGAAACUGCAUCUACUAUAAAAUUUGCACAAAGGGCUAAAAUGGUGAAGGCGAAACCAGUGAUACGUGAAGAAAAAAUUGAAACAAAGCACACAGAUGAGGAAGGAAAUGUGAAAAAAGUGAAUAACGAAAAUGAUUACAAUUCGAAGGAGAAAAAGGUAGAUAUUUUUCUCAAUUUUGAUCAAAAUCAUAUAACGAAAGAUAUCAUAUUUUUUUCCUUCAGUUUGUGCAUUUUUAGCUAUAUUUGUGGGUUCAAAAGUACUGGUAAGAUAAAAUACUUAGACUUCUUCAUCGAGUCCUAUAAAAACAAAAUUGACAUAAUAAAAGAUCAAUUAAACAAAGUGAGUACAGGUAUUAACGACGUUAGUGAAUGUAUACUAAAAACAUUUGAUGAAUUGGAAUCAUUAACCGAAGAAGAAAAAGAAAAAUAUUUAAAAACACAUCAGAAAAAUGGACAAAACAGUGAUGUAAAUGAAUGCCAAAAGGGUCAGACAAAAAAUCAACACUUUCAAAAAACUCAAGGAAAAAUUUUGUUCGAUAAAGGACAAAUGAUAAAUAAUAAAAAUUCUGAAUCUGAGGAUAAGGAAGUUCUGCCUUCAAAUAUCAAAACGUCAAUUAAUAGGGAUGAAAAAGGAACUGGCAAAAAAAUAGAUCAUCAAAAUGAGAAAUUGCCCAUCUCGUUAAAUGGUGGUAAUAACCCUGAACAUGAUCAUCAGGAGGAGGAGGAGGAUGACGCAUUGAUAGGAGACAUUCUAGUAAAGAUGAAAAAUGAUAUUUGCAAUAUUUUAAAAUUUAAUUUAUCUAGCUUAAAAAGUAACUUGAAAGGAAACACACAAGUAUGCGAUGAAAUGAUUGCCAUAGUAAACACAGUAAGGGAAAAUAAUAACAUUUUUUUAUUAAACUCAUUAGAUCAGCUUGGAAAAGGAGGUACUGCCAACCAUGAUAUUGAAGAAAAGAACAAAACUGAAAAGGAAAAAAAUAAUCCAUCUUGUAAAGCAACAAGUGAUGUCCAUUCUAAUGUUUCUAUUCAUGCAAAGAACAAGACAUAUGUGAAAGGAACUAUGAGGGACACAGAAGAAGGAAAUAAGAAAAGCUCGAAGGACAAAUUAUGUAUUACUGAUAGAAAGACAGACGAGAAAGGAAGUAAUAAGAACCGCAAAUCAAAAGUACAUCAAGGAGAAGAUCUAAACCAAUUAGAAAUAUUUUCACCAGAAUAUUUGGCGAAGAAUAUACUAAGUGUGCAGAAUAUACAGAACAUUUUCGAUUAUGUGAAUAACAACUACACCAAAUUUAUAAGUGAUUUUACAACUAAUAAAAGCACAGUGUUUACAAAUUUUGAUUUGAAAGAAAAUUUAGAUAGACAAAGCAUUGAAAAAAACAACACCAUAUAUAAUUUCAUCCAUUCGGCUACAAUGUUUCAGCACAGUGGAACAUUAAAGGAUUUGAACAGUAACUACUUUUUUAAUAAAAUUCAAACGGAGUUAUUCAAUAAUUACAGCAACCAUCACAAUGCAAACUUCAGAUGUGUCCAAAGUAUGCACGAUUCAGGUGUGAAUAAUAUCGAACAUGUGCUAACUUUACCUCAUGAACACCAGAAUGUGUCAAAUCUGAAAGUUGGCAUGAACGACAAAGAUCCACCUUUUAAUUACACAGACACCAAUAACAACUUAAACUCUGAUGAUCACAUAUCCUCUAAAAAGAAGAAUUAUUAUUCCAUAAAAGACAUUCAAUCAACGGAACCAUCAGAAGUUCUUCACAUCACGAGUAGCAUCAGUGAGGGUGUAAAAUUUACCAGUAUCAAAGAAGGAUCUGAAAUUCAAAUGACACCCAAAUCAGUGAAUUUUGCUGAAAAAAAAUGCUACAUUAAUGAGAAUUGCAUUGGAUUAGAAAAUAAUACUAAAGAAAAGAAAGUUAGUAUCCAUGAAGGAGGUCAUGGAUUAAGAAAUGAAGAAGCGGGUAGCUUAAACAAUGACAAUGAGAAACACAAAUAUAAAGCACAAAAAUCUAUGAAACAAAAAGAGUGCCGUAUGGUUAAUGCCAUUCAUGUGUCCCAGAAUAUGAAAUAUAUAGACGAGUUCUCAAAAUUGAUAGAAAAUGCAGAUUUCAAAAAAUUGUAUGAAUAUUUAACAGAAAAAGAUAACAAAAAUGAGGGAAAUUACUUCAAAACGGGAGAAGAUUUAUAUAAUACAACUUUUGAAGAAUUGGAAUCAAGGAUCAAUACAGAAAUAAAAAAAAUAAAUGAUUACGUAAUGGUUGAUAUAUACCCAGCUGGGGAGAGCAGAGCAAAACGAGGUAGUAGUAAGAUGAGUGGGAAAAAGAAUAAGGGCAUGAAUUCAGAAAAUGAAAUUUGCUCCAAGAAUAAAAUCAACUCUAGUGUCGGUAAUAAAAUCAAUGCUACUGUAGAUAGUGCUAAUAUGUCACAACGAGGUAUUAUCAGUACGCAACAAAUUGGUGACGACAGCAGUGGGCAGUUAACAGAUGUCAAUCACUCGAAAGAUGCCAAUCACUCGAAAGAUGCCAAUCACUCGAAAGAUGCCAAUCAAUCGAAUGAUGCCAAUCAAUCGAAUGAUUUCAAUCAUACGCAUAUUUCCUACUUGGAAAAAAAACGAACCACCAAUUUGUUCUUUAAAAAAAUAAUAGACAUCAUUAGGUACAUGUUUCAGAAAAAAGAACCCCCCAAAGAACCUAUAGAAAUUAACAUAUGUGACUUGAUCGAUAAUGAACUUCUUUACAAUAAAAAGCUAUUAGAAAAAAAUUUAGAUUCUUAUAACAUCCGAAAUUUUCAAAUUAAUAAUAAAAAAGUUUAUCUCCUCAACGAAUCCGAAUAUAUUCAUCUCAAGGAGUUAAUCAGUUACAAAAACAAAAUGAUAUCCUUUUUGAAUUGCGAAUAUAGGAAGUUCAAGUUAUCACUAUCGUAA